This is a messenger RNA of Diabrotica virgifera virgifera (western corn rootworm), 2052 nucleotides long. RefSeq lists its product as uncharacterized. The coding region runs from base 1 to 2052 and encodes 683 amino acids. The record is from RefSeq and is a predicted model, not a curated record. NCBI's taxonomy places the organism in Eukaryota, Metazoa, Arthropoda, Insecta, Coleoptera, Chrysomelidae. The transcript is spliced from 3 exons. Gene Ontology annotation, molecular function: DNA binding. Gene Ontology annotation, biological process: DNA recombination; DNA integration.
AUGCCUAAAAGUCAAAACGAACUAAAAUUGGAGCGAUUAUGCUCUAAACGUGAAACUAUCUUUCGUAGGGCUCAAUUAUGUUACGAUGCCGGGUCGGCCUUAGAAAAAGAUCCAGAAAAUGCCUCAAAAAUGCGUAACUUUGCAGUUAGAUAUAGUACUUUCGAAAAAACUCUAUCAGAAUAUGAGGAAAUUGUUCAAGAUAUCGUUAUAUUAAAACAAGAGAUGGAGCCAGAUGCUGGCGUUGCAUACCAUACGCAUUUAGAUGCAUUUUAUGAUCUCUACUCCAAUAUUGAAUAUUUAGCUUCAUUAUUAAUAAAUAAACCUGCUGUUUUGAGUAAUAAUCCCAAUAGUACUAAUAAUUCUACUAUUAAAAUGCCCAAAUUUGAAUUAGUUAAGUUUGAUGGUGAAGAUAUAUCUCUGUGGCCUGUUUUCUAUGAAAAUUUCAAACAAUUUGUUCAUAACAAAAUAGAAUAUCCCAAGUCCGAUAAGCUACAUUUUCCAAAUGUUUCUGAAGCUAUAGUUACACACACUCAGUUAGUGAAUUUGUUUCAAAAAGGUGGUUUUAAAUUAACCAAAUGGAUGUCGAACUCGAACGAUCUACUAUCGACAAUCCCCGAACCCCUUCAAUUGGUCAAAACCAAACAAUUUGAUAAGUCAGUCUCCAAAGUGUUAGGAUUGCAAUGGGAAGAAAAAUGUGACAAUUUUAGUUUUGGGUUAGAAAUACCCUCAUCGACCCGUUGUACAAAAAGAAACAUGCUCUCACUUGUUGCUCGUAUGUUUGAUCCCUUGGGAUUCCUAUCUCCUAUAACCCUCUUGCUUAAAAUUUGGAUAAAGAAACUUUGGACUCUAAAGGUAGAUUGGGAUAGUACCGUACCAAAAGAAAUCGAAAUAGCAUGGGAAAAGUUUCAAAAUGAAUUUCAUGUCCUAUACAAAAUACAAAUUCCACGCCAUAUAGCAGUUACACCUAAUUCGUCGUUGUCUUUUGUAGGAUUUUCAGACGCAAGUGCUGCUGGAUACGCAGCCAUUGUUUAUUCCAGGGUUGUUAAUUGUACAGGUCAAGUUAAAGUUACUUUACUGUACUCUCAAUCUAAAGUAUCUCCAAUGUCUAAAAUAACUCUUCCUCGAUUAGAGCUUUGUGGAGCGCUUCUUCUCUCAAAGCUUCUUUCACAUGCUAUUGAAACUUAUUCUCCUAGACAUAAUAUUGAUAAAAUUUUUGCCUUAAGUGAUUCCAUGAUUGUAUUAAAUUGGAUAAAGUCCUCAGAGAAAAAUCUCAAAAUAUUUGUUCAAAAUAGAGUUGUUACAAUUCAUAAGAUGGUUCCGUCAGAGUAUUGGUUUUUUGUUCCUGGAAAGGAAAAUGUUGUUGAUUGCGCCUCUCGAGGUUUGUUUCCUUCUUCGUUAGUCAACCAUUCCACAUGGUUUACUGGUCCAAAUUGGUUACUGUUGGAGCCAGAAUAUUGGCCUAUUCAGUCUGUCAACGGACAGGAAAUUAUGAUUUGUGAUUCUGAAUAUAGAUCACAAACCUUCUUUGGUAAUGUCACUCGUGUAAUUUCUCCGCUGUAUACUCUUAUUGAAUAUUUUUCCAGUUGGUCGAAACUUUUAAAUUCCACAGUAUACGUAUUGAGAUUUCUUAGAAAAUUGUCUUUAAAUAAACGGAUAUCUCUAUUUGAUUUAAAAAUUGCAGAAAUUGAAUUAAUUCGAGCUGUCCAGCAAAAGCAUUUUUCUGAAGAAUAUAAAGCCCUUUCUCAAAAUCUCGUUGUAAAAUCUUCCAUACGUCGUUUGAAUCCAUUUAUUGAAAAUGGAAUAAUUAGAGUAGGUGGACGUUUGUCCAACUCCCAAUGUAGUUUUGAACAAAAACAUCCGAUUUUGUUGCCCAAAGCCGAUCCUUUAACCAUUUUGUUAAUAGAUUAUUUCCAUAAAUUGCAUUUACAUGCUGGAGCGCAUUGUUUUAGACGUUGCCCUGCCUCAUUACUGUGUGACAGUGGUGCAGACUUUUCAGCUAUUAAAAGACUAGGUGGCUGGAAAUCGACUGCUGUAGCAGAAGGUUAUAUAUAA